This is a messenger RNA of Penicillium macrosclerotiorum, 2148 nucleotides long. RefSeq lists its product as uncharacterized. Gene Ontology annotation, biological process: mRNA processing; proteolysis. Lineage: Eukaryota; Fungi; Ascomycota; Eurotiomycetes; Eurotiales; Aspergillaceae. The transcript is spliced from 6 exons. Bases 1 to 2148 code for a protein of 715 amino acids. The record is from RefSeq and is a predicted model, not a curated record. Gene Ontology annotation, molecular function: metallopeptidase activity.
AUGAAUGAAGACCCUGCAACAUUUCCAGCUCCCUUACUUCUUCCCGGAGACGAUUUGGCUGAAGAUCCUGACUAUCCUCCUCAGAGCUUUCAAGAAUGGUUGGAUGAAGAGGAGCGCAACCCAGUGACACCCAAACGACAAGUGAUAUACAUCGCUUAUGCGCCACAAAUCGAUGGACAAGUCCAGUUCAUGCGAAAGUGGGACAAACCAGAGAGACGUGAUGGACAGCCGUCAACCGAAUUGCCUGCUCCUCAAAGUAUUCGAGAGUAUAUCGCCGCAUUUUACCACGGUUUGCUUGUCAAAUCGCUCCCUAUAACCACUCUCAGCUUCACUACAUGGGAAGAGGGAUCCCAGAAACUCCCUGCCAGGCUCCGCCCCCCAAAAUAUGUCGGCCUACGGUUUGGCGACGACUGUGUUCGCAUUCGCGCCCGCGCUUGUCCAGACGGCAUCUUUGCUGGACAACUCAAUCUCAACGAUUUACUUGAUGCUGCAAUAGAGAUGCUGCCCGAAGAUGCCUUUUCACUUUUGCUCCUAGUCAAUCAAGAUCUGUAUGAGGAUGAUGACGAUGACUUUGCCUGUGGUCGCGCAUAUGGAGGCAGUCGUGUCGCGGUCGUCUCAAGUGCUCGCUAUAACCCAAAUAUAGAUGGUCUUCAAUCUGUCGAGCUUGAACAUGCAUGGCCAGCAUCCCACUGCAAAGACUACAUGGCCAUGUGUUAUGCCUCUUCCGGAACUCAUGUUAAGCGCCAAAAGAGAUCCGGUUCUAAGAAUGCGCUUCGAGGUGAAGAGCAAAGGGACAGCGAGACAUGCCCCCUCGAGGCAGCGAUCAGCAGCUACAAAUCUCUUUCAUCCAUAGAACUAUCAUCAGAAGCCAUCACCUCUCUCUGGCUUGGUCGAGUCUGUCGCACAGCAGCUCAUGAACUGGGUCACUGUUUCGGUAUAGACCACUGUGUGUACUACGCUUGUGCCAUGCAAGGCACUGCCUCCAUGAGUGAAGAUGUCCGACAACCACCCUAUCUGUGCCCGGUGGAUCUGGCCAAGCUUCUCCAUGCAACCUCAACCACCGAAACCCAACGAUACCAGGCUCUUUUGGCUUUUUGUGAGAAGUCGAAUAGACUCGCAAGUUACGCCGUCCAAAAUAAAAAUUAUAAGAUCGUCAGCCAAUGGUUUUGCCUGUAUCAGACCGCCCGAGUUGGCGAUAACUGGGCAGAAUCCCGACCGCCCCCAGAACGCCGACUUACACAGAUCAUCCGCGCAUUCGUUUUCCUCCAAGCCUUCCUCUCUUGCAACUUUUCUCAGGCCAAUAUGGCGGCCACUGUGGAUUCGAAGCUGCUGAAGCAGACCAAGUUCCCUCCCGAGUUUAAUAGGAAGGUGGACAUGACCAAGGUCAACAUUGAAGUCAUGAAGAAGUGGAUUGCUGGGCGAAUCUCGGAGAUUCUUGGAAACGAAGAUGAUGUGAUCAUCGAGCUUUGCUUUAAUCUCUUGGAGGGCUCACGCUAUCCCGACAUCAAAUCCCUACAAAUUCAGCUUACUGGCUUCCUUGACAAGGAUACCUCCACUUUCUGCAAGGAACUCUGGUCUCUUUGUCUCAGUGGCCAAGAGAAUCCUCAGGGUGUGCCCAAGGAACUCUUGGAGGCCAAGAAGCUCGAGCUCAUUCAAGAGAAGAUCGAGGCCGAAAAAGCUGCUGAAGCUAGUCGCCGCCAGCAAGAGCAAGACCGUGUCCGCGAGCGUGAUUUGGAUGAUCUGAGGAGACGGGAGCGAGCUGAUCGUGGACGUGGACGACGCGGCCCUGGCCGUAGUGCCGAGAUCGUUAUCGUGAACCCCCAUCUCGGCGCGACUUCGAUUCUUACGUUCCGUCUAGCUCUCAGAGAGGUCGUCGACCCACCCGCUCUCCUUCUCGUUCCCCUUCCCGCUCUCCCUCCCGUUCUCCGUCCCGUCGUGACCGCCGUGAUGAUCGUGAGCGAUCUCGUUCUCGACAACGUCGCCGUUACAGCAGCUCCCGAUCCCCGGAUCACCGAAACCGCAGACAUAAGAAGGGCCGCUCUUCGGACCAUGGUGAUCGAGACAGAUUUGUUUCCCGCAGUCGUUCCACACGCUCACGUAGUCCCAGAAGAGACACGCACAGACGGCGUUCUGUCUCCCGCAGCGUGA